ACAACUUUCGAGCUUACAUAUUAUUGUGAAUUAAUAACACAGUUAAAGUUUUGUACGGCUUUCAUACUUGGUGAAAUAAGCACCAUUUCAUAUAUAAACAGGACGUAUGUAACACAAUUUUCUAUCAGUAUUUACUUAACGUAACUUUAAGAAGAAGUUAUAUUUAUCAAACAAACAGAUAUUUAUACAAAAUGACGUCAGAAGACAAUAUGAGUUUCGAUGAUAGAUUCGUAAAGCAUUUACAGAAAUUGUUUUAUAUGCCACCAAAUAUUGAAUACGAUCCCUCCGUUAUCGAUAUGUUCGGAGUGCUGAGUCUUACCGAUGUGCGGCAACCAGAUCGCAAACUGUGGUAUAUGUAUUAUUGCAAACAGAAUGAAGUCGACGAAACAUUGGACCGUAUAUUCAAAAAAUAUGGCAAGAAGAAUAUGCGUGAAAUAUUUCGGAAGCGGGUCUUCAGCGGUUUUGGUCUGCGCGAAAGGCUAAAAACCCAUUUCGCCAAUAAGAAAUUGUAUGUGAAGGAAAAGCUGAUUGAAGCUCCACGAAAUAGCUCCUUCAACGACGACAAGGUGAUAAAGAAUGUUACCGAAGUGUACAAUAAGGAGCGAAGAUUGAUCUUCGAGUAUGUUUGUAGGAAACACUUAGGAUAUCCGUAUAUGUAUUGUGAAUCAGCUUGGAUAACUAAUUAUAUAUUGUAUAUAAAAUUCCUGUAAUAUUUCAGACAAGAGUGAAAUAUAGAAAUUAAUAACAAUAACUGCACGCCAAUGAUCCGGACUCGCUCUCUCCGAGAUUGUCCGUGAUUUUAAUGAGACAAUGGUUCAGUCAAGAGUAUUUGCCCUAUACUUAGAUGAUAAUAGAUUUAUUACAUUACAUUUACAUUUUUUGUACACCUUGUUUUGUUUCAGGAUAGCUAUAAAUAUUAUAUAAAAU
Messenger RNA from Drosophila grimshawi, 927 nucleotides. RefSeq lists its product as uncharacterized. The record is from RefSeq and is a predicted model, not a curated record. Bases 192 to 710 code for a protein of 172 amino acids. The transcript is spliced from 2 exons. Lineage: Eukaryota; Metazoa; Arthropoda; Insecta; Diptera; Drosophilidae.